AUUGGUGGGUGAAAACUCGCUUCAGGAAGCAGUGUGGUGAAUUACAUUUGCCCAUUUGCCAACUGAAAAUCCUCACGAUAAUCUGCCUCAGAGAUUCCAACUACAAGUCCUUCUCACAGAGUGUAGUCAUGGCUGGAAGGAGAGUCCUGGUCUUCCCCUCAUCAGCAGAGCUCGGUCCAGUCCUGGCCCAGCUGGUGACUUCACGGGCUGAGAAGGCCAUCGGCUCUCAUGGCAGGUUCACUCUGGGACUCUCUGGAGGAAGCCUUGUGUCCAUGCUUAGCAAAGAGCUGCUUGCCCUGUCAGAGCUGGACUGCAGCAAGUGGUUGGUCGGUUUCUGCGACGAGCGCCUGGUUUCCUUUGACGAUCCAGAGAGCACCUACGGGCUGUACAAGAGUCAGUUAUUUUCCAAGAUCAACAUCCCCGAAAGUGGGAUCUUGACGAUCGACUGUUCUCUGCCAGUGAACGAGUGCGCUGAGGAUUACACGCGUAAACUGAAAGAGGUCUUCCCAGAUGAUGACUUCCCUGUGUUUGACCUAUUGCUGUUGGGAAUGGGGCCUGAUGGACACACCUGUUCUCUUUUCCCAGACCACCCUCUUCUGGAGGAAACCAAGAAGAUUGUGGCUCCUAUCAGCGACUCUCCCAAACCACCGCCACAGCGUGUAACUAUGACUUUCCCAGCGGUGAACUCUGCACGUUGUGUGGCUUUUAUAUCAACAGGAGGAAGCAAAGCACCCGUUUUGAAGGAAGUGUUGGAGGAUGGAGAAGCUUCACCGUUUCCAGCAGCACGAGUUGUCCCAACUAAGGGCGAGCUGUUCUGGCUUGUUGAUGAACCAGCAGCUGCCUCUUUAACUAUCCAGGUAGAGAGGCCAGGCUCAGGAGCCAAGCUGUAGAUCUGCCUGACUAAUACAUGCAAGGAGCUCAAUGAAGAGUCUGGAAAAUAGUGCAGUUCAUUCCUCAAUCAGUGAAAUGUUUGUUUGCGUGCGCACGUCUGUGUGUGUGUGUGUGUGUGUG
Maylandia zebra (zebra mbuna) is the source of this 1011-nucleotide messenger RNA. It is a transcript of the gene pgls, whose product is annotated as 6-phosphogluconolactonase. Gene Ontology annotation, molecular function: 6-phosphogluconolactonase activity. The record is from RefSeq and is a predicted model, not a curated record. NCBI's taxonomy places the organism in Eukaryota, Metazoa, Chordata, Actinopteri, Cichliformes, Cichlidae. Gene Ontology annotation, biological process: carbohydrate metabolic process; pentose-phosphate shunt.